This is a messenger RNA of Papilio polytes (common Mormon), 3365 nucleotides long. It is a transcript of the gene Mp, whose product is annotated as collagen alpha-1(XV) chain. Bases 175 to 3336 code for a protein of 1053 amino acids. Lineage: Eukaryota; Metazoa; Arthropoda; Insecta; Lepidoptera; Papilionidae. The record is from RefSeq and is a predicted model, not a curated record. The transcript is spliced from 27 exons.
UAUGUGCGGUCGUUUGCGACUCGUGCGCAUACAAUAACACAUCGUAACGUAAAACAUGGAUACCAAUGAAAGAAAACAGUGAUUUUUAUAUAUUAAAAACGACAAAAAACAUGUUCAGUUCAUAAUUGUGAAUUAAAAGUGUUUUCAAGUAAGAAGUAAAUAAGAAAAUUUAAAAUGAAAUUCUUUUUUUACAUUGUCGUGUUUCUGCUCAUCAAGAGAUUAGAAGCCGAAUUAUUAUCUGAAUACAACAUUCUUCAAGAUGUUAUUAAAGUAUAUGAAAAGUAUACUACGGAUUCAGAGAGAAUAAGCUUUGUAGAUGGACCAGGCGGCAACACCGCAUUCAAAUUUGACAACGAAAGCAGAGUCCUGUCUCCUAUCAGCAAUACAACAUUAAAUAACCUCAAGCUUUCUAGUCCUUUCAUUUUAAAUGUUAGGGUUAAAUUCGAUGUAAAUGAUUUUUCAUGCGUGUUCGCUAUAAAAAAUUUAGAAAAUGUGAUAAAGCUAAGUUUGUGUAUUACACCACAAACUACCGAUAUUUAUGAAGUGAAUGUGGAUGGCGUUGGACUUAAAGAAAACGUUAAUUUCGACGUAUAUGAAGACUUGAGUAUAAACUGGGUGGAUAUUUACAUAGUCUUUGAUAAAACAAUAACAAUUUAUACCAAAUGUUUACCGACUAAAUCAUUGGAACCAAAAGAAAAAAUGGAUGAUGUUUAUUUUUCGAGUGACGAUUGGAUUUAUAUUGCACAGUCCGGAGUUGAGGAUAGCAAUCCAUUCAGAGGGGCUAUUGACAAAAUAAUUUUAUACCCGGAUACGAACAAUAUAGAGAGUGUUUGCAAUGACGAAAUGUAUAUUCCCCCGAGUUUCAAAGACUACUUUGAAAAUCAUACCACAGAUGAUGGAGAGGAAAAUGUUGCAGUUAAUAUGAAAGGGGAUAAAGGUGAAAAGGGGGAUAUAGGGGUUAGAGGAGAAAGGGGAGAAGUAGGAAUGAAAGGGGAAAAAGGAGACAAGGGAAGCACAGGACUUUCUAUAACCGGUCCUCAAGGACCUCAAGGACCCAUAGGACCCCAAGGACCAAUAGGUAAAGAAGGCCCUAGAGGAGAAGAAGGAGAAUGUCAUUGUUCAGAAUCAGUUGUAUCGAGUCUUAUAAAGAAAUUGCCUGAACUGAAAGGACCACGAGGUGAACCAGGAUACAGAGGAGAAGACGGCGACACUGGAGCAACUGGUGAAACAGGAGCACCUGGAAAACAAGGUGAAAGAGGUCCGAUUGGCUUUACUGGUGAAAGAGGUGACAAAGGAGACGAUGGCAUACCAGGAAGAGAUGGUCAAGAUGGAUUAAAAGGUGAACCAGGACGAGACGGUCCAAUAGGCCCACCGGGACCAAGAGGGGAGACUGGUCACCCUGGACCACCUGGACCGGCAUGUGAGCGGAUAGAGGAGCCUGAAAAAUUUCCAAUACCUGGGGACAAAGGAGAUGUUGGACCUGUGGGACCUCCAGGACCUCGUGGUGAUAAAGGAGAGAAAGGUGAAAAAGGUGUAAUCGGCGAACGUGGCUUGCCAGGUGAUUUGGGACAUACAGGCCCCCAAGGAAAACAUGGUGAAAAGGGGGAAGUCGGUAACCCAGGUUUAAAUGGAAUGCCUGGGAUACCUGGUACACAUGGUAAACAUGGUGUGAAUGGUACCAAAGGUGACAAAGGUGAAACUGGUGCUCCGGGAUUACCAGCUAAGCUGUCUUCUAUAUUGGAUGACGACAUGGACCCUGAUGAACAAUAUAUGAUAGUGGAAAAAUUAAGGGGUUUUAAAGGAGAGCCGGGAAUUAAGGGCAAUAAAGGUGAUAAAGGACUUAAUGGUACUGCCGGUAUUCCUGGAGCAACCGGUCGUCGUGGUGAUCCAGGAGAAAAAGGUGAUACAGGAUCGACUGGACCGAAAGGAAUUAAAGGCGAGAAAGGAGGAACUGGCCCACCGGGGGUAGUAUCAAUGUCUGCUCUGAGCCGUUUGAAGGGUCCUAAAGGAGAUCGUGGCCAAACAGGCAAGCCUGGAUCUCGUGGAUAUGCAGGACAUAACGGGGCAAAGGGCUCAGUGGGUCCAAUUGGUCAUAAAGGUUCGAAAGGUGAUUCAGGUGCUCCUGGACCAAUGGGUCCUAAAGGCAAUACGGGAGCAGCGGGAAUAAGAGGUGAAAAGGGUGAUAGAGGCGAAAUACCAGAGAUUAACCUGGAAAAGCUUAAAGGUGAAAAAGGAGAUCGAGGUCCGCUAGGACCUACAGGAGAGCCCGGAAAAAUUGGCCCUCCCGGUAUAUGUCAGAAGACUGAAGAUAGUGUACCUGUGCCAGGACCACCCGGUCCACCAGGGUCCCCGGGUCCACCGGGUCCUCCGGGUACACCCGGUUCGCCCGGUUCACCCGGUAUAUCCGUGACUGGCCCCAAAGGCGAGCCUGGCGGAAUUGUAUCUGCGAAGACUUUGUAUAGCUUUAGUGAUUACCCAGUAAAUAAUGCAGAUGAUGAUGAAGUUUUUCAUAAAAUGGAAACAAUCAUUUACAAAACAUCAAAGGGAUUAAAAAGAAGAACUAGGUCAACACCGGUGGGGACUCUCGCUUAUGUUUUGGAAGAAAGAGUAUUAUUGUUAAGAGUUGAACGUGGCUGGCAGUAUGUAGUGAUGGGUUCGUUAUACCAAGAGAGAAUACCUAAAUCAAAAGUAGCCUCUUUGCGUACAAAUCAUAAUGAAAGGCGAAGAAAAAACUUCAUUCGGUUAGCAGCACUUGACGAGCCCUAUGCAGGAAACAUGGAGACAGGAACAAAUCGAACAGGCCGAAAGACCGUUGAUCAGGAAUGUCACAUUCAAUCAAGGAAAGCUGGAUUUACAGGAACAUUUGCUGCUUUUCUUGCAAACAAGGUGGAAGAUUUGAAGUCUAUUCUCAAGACUGCAGACAAAGAUGUAGCAGUUUUUAAUAUUCAUCAGCAACUCCUUUUCGAUUCGUGGAUCGAUAUGUUCAACGACUCCGGAACUGUUGCUUUUAAAUCGGAUAUUUACAGUUUUAGCGGAAAAAAUGUACUCAUUGAUCCUACUUGGGCUAUCAAAGCUGCAUGGCAUGGAGGAACGUCACUCGGAGUCCGAUCGCCGAAAUAUUUUUGUCGUGAAUGGCAAACAGAUAGUCCUAAAUAUUUCGGUAGUGCUGCUAAAAUAAAUGACAAUAAACUAGCAAUACAUGAAAAGUACACAUGCGAUAAGAAACUUAUCGUAUUAUGUGUCGAAGUACGACCUAACGUUGUGAGACGUCAGAGGCAUAUAUCAAGACGACGUCUUGCUUAUGAAAGAUUACUAGAUAGUCAAUCUGAUAUUUAAAUAAAUGAUUUUUGAGUAUUGGACUUAAU